Messenger RNA from Sorghum bicolor (sorghum), 1244 nucleotides. RefSeq lists its product as uncharacterized. The record is from RefSeq and is a predicted model, not a curated record. The coding region runs from base 350 to 1006 and encodes 218 amino acids. NCBI's taxonomy places the organism in Eukaryota, Viridiplantae, Streptophyta, Magnoliopsida, Poales, Poaceae. The transcript is spliced from 3 exons.
UUAGACCUCGUUCGGUUUUAAGGGAAUGAGAUUCCCAGCCACAGACUUCGUUAGCCAUCUUCGUCUCUUCGAUCAUGAACACCACCGAAAGCCGCGCGGCCCCAACACGAGGUAGAGACCUGAAACCCAUCGUAAUAGAGCCCGAUACGUUUUACAGUCCCCGGCUGUCGGUUGCGAUCCAACCUCUUCGCUCUUUGCCCUUUAAAUAUAUACUUCAACUCUUUCCUCUAUCUAGCACUCCAGCCUGCCGCCUUUACCAACCGCGCCUUGCCGACGAGACACCGACCUCCCUUCCUCCGUUCGCCUGCACCUCUGAUCUUUGUACGUUCUUUCCCUCGCACGCCUCAACAUGGAGCACGCCGAAGAAGAAAGGCGAACGAAUCUACCUUCAAAUACCAAGGUACGUACAACAAAACUAACAGAUUAUUACCAACUUCAUCAUAAAAUAAAUCCGUUGACUGUAAUUUCUUCUGCUUUUAUUUCACAGGUAAAGGAGACCUUCAGUCCAAUGUUGGUCCUCAUGAUGCUGAUGUACCCAACUUUGCUCGGCUUCGUCCUCCUCGCACGACUGGCCACGUUUGCUCUCAUCAUCCCAACACCCACCGUCCCAGGUGGCACCGCCGACGCUGGGAAGCUCCACGGCACCAACGACCUCUGGGAGACGGCGGGUGCGGGUGCUAUAGUUCGCACAGGAUUUGCCUUCAUCUCCAUUGCCCUCCUCCAUCUCUUUCUCAUCUGCUAUAUCGUCCGAGGGCCUUCCGGGGCUUCCUUCAUGGAGACUCAUCGGAAUGGAGGCUCUUGGGCUUUCACUGCCUCGAUAGCUUUCUGGCUCGUCACCACAAGUUUCUUAUUGACUUACACUAGCAUGGCAAGGUAUGGUGCUCAUGGCAUAGAGUGGGGCUUUGCAGUAUUGAUCUCUAUUUGCAUCCUUCUCGUCUCUGUGCCACCUCUCUGUGCCCCAAUUGAGAAGGUAGUGGUUGGUUAUCCCCCUAGAGCUAUGGUGUAGUGUUGACAAAUCCGUUGAUCCACUUGGAACUUUGCAAGAGUAGUCAUCGUGUAUCUACUUGGCCUAGUUAAAUUUCUUCUUUUGUUAGCCAUUGGUAGUUGAAAAUUAGUUUCUUUUAGAAUUUGUCUACUCAGAGGUCGAGUUUGUGACUUUUGAAUAGUUGGUCAGUUGGAUCAAGCUCCAUCUGUUUUUUCUACCUCUGAUCUAUUUCUUCAUCCUCUGUUGUGUUUUCCCUCUA